AUGGCCAGCGCAAGCAGUCUUCACGUGGCGAUUCUCAACGCGAGGGUGAUGGUUCAGACAUGUCGAGAGGGCGGAAGCGAUACAGGUGCGUGCGACGACAGGUGUGCAUCGGAUAUGCGACAGUUCACCGCGCACUUUCGGCACCUCCUUCCGAGUCGCGUCCACUUCCAAUCUCCCUUUCCCCGUACCCUUUGGUUUAUCCCCGUGUCUGUCCCGCCUAUCCCGCGUGGCCUUAUCCCUGUGCCUGUCCUCGUUGCUCUCGUGUGUUUCCUGGUUCCUCACCCCACCAUCUGCAGCUAUCAGGAGUUCAACCCUCCCACCCCCCGUGCUCCCCGUCUCGCCCGAACCACCCCUCCCCCGGCACCUCCCCCCAACGUCCCUCCGCCCCUUGCCAUUCCCAUCCCCUUUCUCAACUUGCGCCCACGUUCCCGCUCCCCCAAUCCCGCGCGCUCCGCCUCCCCCUCUGGCGCGCGCUCCCGCUCCCGCUCCCGCUCUCGGUCGCGCUCCCCUCACCGCCCCUGGCGCUGGUUCUCCGCCGGCGCGGAAGACUCCCCGCGCCAGCCCCCUUCCCCCGGCCCUGCCCCCGACCCGGGGGGCGCUGUUCCCGCCGCCGCUGCCAGCGCAGGCGCAGGCUCCGCAGGUCCUUUUUCCGCGGCUGCUGCCCGAGUGACGAGCUUCUUCACUCGGCCUCACUUCCGAAGCAGUUCUCCAGGUCCGGUCCGAACCAGGGCGCCCGAGCCUGUGGCGGAGGUAUGGGAUUAUCCCGCACCUGCAACGAGAGAGCUGGUGUCGUUUCGUGAGCUGGUGGCUGGAGCGAGAGAGAGGACGCACGCUAAGGCACAAGCGGAGAAUGCUACUAACGCGGAUUUCGGGGAUAACGAGGACACAAACCCUAGCAGCGACCCGUACUACGUGCCUGGUGGCAACUGCUACGAUAGCUUCCAAGCUGCCAGCGCGGAGAAGCGGAAACCUGCGGAGGAACGGCGGCAGCGCGGGAAAACACGGACUGGAGGUGGGGAAGCGGCGGAUGUAGCAAGGGCUGGCGGCGGUAGUGGCAACGGCGGUGGUGACAGCGGUGGCGUGGGCCCCAGCAGCGAUCCGUACUAUGUGCCUGGUGCCGCUUAUUACGACAGCUUCCAAGCCGCCAGCGCGGAGAAGAGGAAACCUGCGGAGGAACGGCAUCAGCGCGGGAAGACACGGGUUGGUGAGGAUGCGGAUGUAGCUAGGCGUGGCGGCGGUUGUAGCAGCGGUGGUGUUGGGCCGAGCAGGAGAGCGGGGGUUGCAGGUGCAAUGGAGAGGGGUGAAACUGGGUGGGAGGAGGGGUGGGAGGAGGCGAGGGAGGUGUUGCGAGAUGGUGAGCGGAGAGAGAUGGUUGGGGAUGGUGAGCGGAGAGUGGUGGUUCCGGAAGGGAAGCAGGAAGGGCUGUCCCCGGACAGGCGGCAAGAUGGGUUGCUGUCCCCUGAUGGUGCCAGUGCCAGUUCUGACAGCCACAUUGACGCGUCCUCCCCAUUGCCGCUCCCCCAAGCCUACCUUCCAAACGCUGACUAUGCGGGCUAUGCUGGCUAUGGCGGCGGCUCCCUCUCGUCAAGCAGCCUGUUACACGCCCCCAGCAACGGGUUACCAGCACCUAGCGCCGUCCUGCCGUCCAGCGGCUCUCUCCCCGCGUCUCUACCCCCCUCUCUCUCCACCAGCGGCGCUAUCCCCGCGUCUCCCCCUGGCAGUGGUCCCACUGCCUUCCCCCCAUCCGCCCAACCUGCGUCCGCUGCUGACGUGGCUCCGUCCCUCGUCUCAUUCUUGCCUCUCCCCCUCAGCUCCUAUAGUGAGGGCGGGUUGGAGGGGGAGGAGGGUGCAGGCGGGGGGGAAGGGGGAGGGAAGGGGGGAAGAGGAGGAGCGGGGGAGAUGGAGAGGAAGUGGGAGGGGGAGAGGAUGCGGAAGGAAGGCGUUGGGGAGGAGAGGGCGGGAGAAUUGACGAAAGGGCUCGAUGGGAGGAGGGCGGGGCUAGCAGGAGGGGCCCUGGAUGGCUGGUCGAGGGGCAGGAGGAGAGGGACGACGGAGAUUGAAGAGGUGGUGGAGGGGGAGGGGGAGAGGGCGGACGGGCAAGGAGGGGGGUGGGGAGAGGGGGCGGGAGGAGGGGGAGAGGGGGUGAUGAGAGAGGGAGUAGAGGUGGGGCUGAUGCAGGGGACGGGCGGAGAGCGAGGUAGGGAGCAGCAUGGUGCUGCUGAUGCUGGGUCCCGUGCUGGUGGUGCCGCUUAUGGCGCUGAUGCUCAUGCUGAUGGUGCGAGUGGUGGCGCUAAUGGUUGUGUUGGUGGUUACAACAGUGGGAUGGAUGAGGAGCGCUACGCCGGGCCAUCCAAUGAUCCAGCGGAUCUCGAGCCUCAUGCCAUGGGCGCCCCACCUGACCUGCUGCCGCCUGCACAGAGAGCCAAGGGGCAACAUGGCUUGGGUUACCACCAGCACAGCGUUACUCAUCCCCACACACCAAUACACCCAUCGAACCCCACCACCGUUCUGCACACUGCUCAAUCGCACUAUACUCAUUCUCACACUGCUCACUCUCACGCUUCUCACGCCCAUACCGUUCACGCACACAUGCAUACCCACUCGCAGCUGCUCUCGCCCGCACACCCCCAGUCACACGCCCUGCUCCCCACCAGUCCCCCCAGCGACCCCUUCACUCCCCUGCCUGCUGCUCUGCGCGCUGGGCUGCUCAGGCGACUCAAAGAGGCCGACUCUGCUGCCCCCCUCAAAGAGGUCAGCCUUUUCACUGCCACUGUCGGCCCUGCCAUCCCUGCUGCUGCUGCUGCUGCUGCUGCUGCUGGUGCUGGUGGUGGUGCUGGUGGUGCUUCUACCAGCGCUGCUGGCAUUGGUGGCACUGGCGACACGGGUGGCGCUGGUGCCAUGGAUGGGGCGGGUGGAGGUCCCCUUAUAAGCAGGGGGAGAAAGGAGAGACGGAGAGAGAAGGGAGGGGUAGGCGGGAGGGAAGGGAAGGGAGAGAAGGGAGGGAGGGAGGCGGAGGGGGAGGAGGAGGACGCGUGUGACUAUGAAGAGGAGGCGAGGGCUGUGGCGCUCUCUCUCUUCGGCUUCCCCCACACUCUCAACGACUUUGGAGGUCUUCUAGAGGGCGACGGGCUGGCACACGGGUCCGGGCAGAGGGAAAAGAUCCAGGAGCUGCCCGGGCGAGGUGGUGGCAGGAGCGGGGGAGCAAGAGCGGGGGAUAUGGAGGUAAGGGAUGGGGAGAGAAGGGCAGAAGAGAGGUGGGGGAAGAGAGGCGAAAGGGGGGAGGCAGGGGAGGAGCCAGGGGAGGGGGGCGAGAGGGCAGGUAGAGGGGAGGAGGAAGGGGGCGAGGGGGGAGAGAGCGCGGUGCAGCAGAGCUUGAGGCAGUUGGAGCAGGCGCUGGCAGCGGGGAGGAUGCCUGUAGAUGCUGCUGCGCUGCGCCAUGAGCUGCUGCUGCUCAUGGGGGGAGGCGCAGGGCGCGCGGGGGAGGGGGGGGGAAGCCGGGGGGAGAUGGGGGGAGGCAGAGGGGAGAUGGGGGCAGGCCUGAGGGAGAUGGAAGGGAGCAGGGGGGAGUUGGAGGGAGGCAGGGGGGAAGUGGGGAAUGGGGAGAUGGGGGUGACGAUGGGGGGACAGGGGGAGGAGAGGGUGGUGGGCGUGGGGGCGAGGGGGCGAGGCAGGUGGGAGCUGCUGCGAGGGGGCGCCACAGUGCAGCCCGUGCAGCCCGUGCAGGCAGCAGCAGGGGGCGAGGAGCCCGCAGGCCUCUCUCCUGCUCAUCGCCCUGCCUCCGCUGCUGGCUCUGCUGCAGAGUGGCCAUCGGUACGGGCAGGAGGAGGGGCAGGGGGGUUGUCGUCGGCGUGGCACUGGUUGCAGCAGGUGGAGAUGGCGGAGGCUGAUGGGCACGUGCCCGUGGCGCUGCAGCUGUUCGAUCUCGCAGACAAGUGUGAUGCUCAGCCUGCCUCGGCUCUCAUCGCUGCACGCGCUGCCUUCAUGCAACGACACGGCCUGCUGCCCGCUCAGCAUCAACAUCAACACGCGCAGGAACACGGGCAUGAACACGAGCAGGAGGAUGCGCAUGGGCAUCAAUAUCAACAUCAAGUGGAGCACGAGCAUGCGGCCAGUGAUGCAUCUGUUCCUGCUGUUCCUCCGGCCAAGUCACAACCCACUGCUACGCCAAGUGAGGUACAGCAGCCCAGCGCUGUGCAGAAUGCAGGCACUGCAGCAAGUACAGGAAAACCGGCCUCGCCAGCAGCAGCAGCGGUUUCUGAAAAGUCCACUGGGUUGUCCAAAGAUCCCACCACACCCCUGUUGAAGGAAGGGAGCACCGCAGCAGAGCCAAUAGCAGCAGCAGCAACAGCAGCCGCUGCUUUCCCCCCAACUGACCCCACCACGCUCUCUUCUCCACCCUCCCCGUCCUCUCCCCUCAGCAUGCCUCCGCCUGACCCUUCCGCCCUCCCCUCUCCCCAACCUGCACACUCGCCCCUCCCCCUGCCCCCCCGCCUGGCGCCUGUGCUGCGCCCCUGCCGCUCCGCCCACCACCUCAUGGCUGUGUAUGACCUGGAGGGGCAGCUGGUCAAUGGGGAGGCGUGUGGGAAGUGGGAGGGGGGACGAGUGGGGAGGGUAGUGGGGAAUUGGGAGGGUGGGAGGGUGAGAGGGGCAAGGGAGAAAGUGUUGACGGGGAAUGGGAAGCAACGGCUGAUGGAAGGGCGGCAAGAGCAGAGGGAGGGGUUAAUUCGAGGGGCACGAGAGAGAGAGAUGCAGGGUGGAGCAAGGGCAGAACCGAGAGCAGGUGGAGUGGAGGAGGGUGGAAGUGGGGGGGGAGCACAGCAGCAUUCGGUAGCGAGGGAGGGAGAUGAAGCACGUGGCAUGCAGAUGAGUGCUGCAGAGGUCACAAAGAGCUCAUAUGAUGGUGCUGGUAACAUUCCGAGCAUACCCAGCACAGCAGCAUUCGGUAGUCCAUUCAAGGCAGGAGCUGCAGGAGAAGGAGUGGGACGAGCAGGAGCAGGAGCCGCGUCAGGCUCUCCCGCCCGGCCCCCCUCCUCUGCUCUGUCCCCCAUAAAGCCGUCCUCAAUAAACGCAGCGGCAGGGGCGUCGGCAGCAGCAGCAUCAGGUGGAGUGGGGUACGGGCCGUCUCCCUCUGCCUCGCCCUCGCCUGCUCGUGCUGCCCGCACGGCCCUCUUCUUUGAAACUGUCAAGAAGGCUGCAGGAGCAACGGCGGAGGCAGCGGCGGCGGAGGGGAGUGGCGCUGCCAGGGAUAGGUUGGCGUUGAGGGAGGGGGUGAGUGCAGGGCGAGGCGGGGUGGGGGGAGAGGGUGGAGUGUCAGGUGUGGUAAGGAGUGGGGAAGGGUUGGAGAGCAGCAGUUCUGGGGUGAGGGGUGGGAGUUCAUGUGUGGGAGGUGGGUAUUCAGGGGUGGGAGGGGGCAGUUCUGGGGUGGGGGUUGGGAGUCCCAGUGUGCUGGAGAAGCUGAGGCGAGCCAAGGCUCAGCUGAUGCAGCUGCAGCAGAACUACCUGAGGGACCCGCCACCGCACUCCACUGCCUCGUACUCCUCCGCACCUUCAGGUGCUACCACUGGGAAUUCACCCUCGCUGCAGCUUCAGCCAGAUGUGAGUAGAGCAGAGGGUGGUUCUGAAUCUGCUCAGGUGGGAACAGCAGCAGCAGGGAGAGAAGGCACAGGGGCACCGGGAAGGGGAACAGCAGCAGAAGCUAUUGAGGAAGCCACAGCAAUGGCAGCAGCAACGAGAGGUACUGGAGGGAGAGCAGCAGAGGGGGCGGUUAGCCUCUUCCCCCCACAUCAUCUCCCUCCCUUCCUCCGCCUACUCCCACGCCUCCUCUGCCCCUUCCCCUGGCGUCAUCACCCCCUCUCUCUCGACCGCACCCCCAGUAGUAGUGCUCAGAGCAUGCGCUCCGAACCUGACCCGCUCCUGCUGGGACCCACCCCUGCCCGAACAGACGUGGCUCGGUAUGAGAAGGCUCGGAAGGGCCUGCCGAGCCUGGAUGAGGAGGCGCCGAUUGGUGGAUGGAGUUCGGACGAGGGUGCGGGGAGGAGUGGAGGGGAUAGAACAAGAGACAGAGCAAGAGACAGAGCAAUAGACAGAGCAAUAGACAGAGCAAGAGACAGAGCAAUAGACAGAGCAAUAGACAGAGCGCGGGAGGGGAACGAAGCGGGAGCAGAAGAAAAGGGAGAGGCAGGAGGAAAAGAGGGGAGGAAAGAACGUAAUGGUGGGGAGGAGGCAGGGGGGGGAGGCGGCUUGAGCGUACGAGCUGUGUCUCCUGUGAGAGGGGGAUGGAGCAGAGGGUCGGGAGGCAUUGCGAGGGCAGGAGGGUCAGCUGGAGAAGGAGCAGCAGCGAGUGGUGUGAGGCCAGACGAUGGGGGUGUGAGGCCAGACGAUGGGGGGGUGCUUGGCCUCGGAAACGUUGAGGUGCUCGUGCUUAUGCUCUUCUCAUUACAAGGAUGUAUUGUAUGCAACCCGUCGCUCAUGAUCCGAUACCGGUUCCGAUCUUAUACGGCGGAUGGAGGUGUGACUGUACGCAGUGAUCUCGCAGACGAGGGUUGUGGUUCCAAUGGAAUGGCCCAGCCGAGUUCCAGAGAGGCGGCCAAUGGCUCAGGUGGUGUUUCCGCACUCCUGACUGAAUCAGUCAAUCUAACGGAUUCUGUCAAGCUGACGGAUUUCGUCAGCCUGGAUCUGGCUCCUGGCGAGGAGUGGCGGCACAUUCAGAUUGACGCGGGCAAGUGUUUUCGGGAGCAGGUGCUGCGGUGGUUUGUGCGCUGCAAGAUACCCACCAUUGAUGCGCUGAUUCUCACGCACGAGCAUGCUGACGCCAUACUGGGCCUGGAUGACGUCAGAGGGCUGCAGCGCAUUCCCCGCCAUGCAGCAGACCACGUGGAGCCCCUCUCUGUCUUCCUCUCCCAGCGCUGCAUGGCCAGUGUUCGAGACAAAUUCCCUUACCUCACUCUCACGCCCCCUCGCCCUGCUCCCUCGCUCCAGCCUCUCUCCACUGCCCCACCUUCUGCUGCCGCUUCUGCUGCGACUGCUGCUGCUACUAGUGACCAACCAUGUGGAGUGAUCCGGGAUGAUUCACUUGAGGGAAGAGUGGCUGAUGCAGGGGGGAUGAAGGAGGGAGGAGACGGGGGCGUGAAGAAAGUAUCUCGGCGGGUGUCUCGAAUCGACUGGCAGAUCAUUCAGCAGAGUGUUGCUGCUCCUUUUAACGCGGCUGGUCUGACAGUCACUCCCCUUCCUGUGCAACACGGAGAGGACUACAUAGCAUUGGGGUUUGAGUUCGGAAGCCAUGACCGUGUGGUCUACAUGUCAGAUGUCUCAAGGAUCCCAGAUGCCACUCUCGCAUACUUAAAAUCCAGGCAGCAGCUUUUGGGUCAAAUACACAUUCUUGUUAUUGACUCACUCUAUUUUGAUCACCCACAUGCAACUCACUUCCAUCUUCCUCAGACUCUGGAGGCAAUCCGAGAUUUGAAGCCAAAGCAUGCCUUUCUGGUUGGCAUGACUCAUGAGUUUGACCACCACGAAGUCAAUUCACUGCUUCUCGACUGGUCCACCAAGGAGGACAUUGACGUGCAACUAGCUCAUGAUGGUCUUCGAAUCCCCGUGCUCCUAUAA
This is a messenger RNA of Closterium sp. Yama58-4, 7605 nucleotides long. The record is from the annotation of a GenBank genome assembly. NCBI's taxonomy places the organism in Eukaryota, Viridiplantae, Streptophyta, Zygnematophyceae, Desmidiales, Closteriaceae.